AUGCAGGUUCCAUUGCUUCGUCUGCAAUGCGGCGUUAACAGCUACGAUUGGGGCAAAGUCGGCCAGGAGUCGGCUGCGGCCCGAUAUGCCGCCACUACAGCCCCGGCGGAUUUCUCGAUCGAGGCCGAGAAGCCUUAUGCAGAGCUAUGGAUGGGUACCCAUCCUAACCUGCCCUCCAAAGACGUCGAGACUCAGCGCACCCUGCUCGAUCUCGUUCAGGACAACCAGGCUUUGAUGUCCACAGAGAUCAGUGAGCGCUAUGGGGGCCGUCUUCCCUUUCUGUUCAAGGUGCUGUCCAUCCGCAAAGCGCUCAGUAUCCAGGCCCAUCCCAACAAGAAGCUGGCGGAACAGCUUCAUGCGCGUGAUCCUAGAAACUAUCCCGAUGACAACCACAAGCCUGAGAUGACCAUUGCUGUGACGCCUUUUGAAGGACUGUGCGGCUUCCGUCCCUUGGCUGAGAUCGCCCACUUUCUCCAGGCACUCGAACCCCUCCGCAAGCUCGUCGGACUCCAGGCCGCGGGCGAGUUCGAACAGAUUGUGAAGGGUAACGAGGAUUCGGAGGACGAGGCUGUCGUGCAGCGCAACAAGGAUGCGCUGCGCUCGGUAUUCACUGUCCUGAUGGAGUCCUCUCCUGCGGACGUGGAAAGCGCCUGCAAGGACCUGGUUGCCCUGGCGGAGAACUUGCCGGAGAGCUUCGGUACCCUGCCCGGCGAGGUUGAGACUAACCCUACCAACCCGGCCGAGCUGGCUGCAAUUAUCAAGCGUCUCGAUGGGCAGUUCCCCAACGACGUUGGCUCAUUCGUUUUCUUCUUCCUCAACUUCAUCAAGCUCGAACCUGGUGAGGCCAUGUUCCUUAAGGCUGACGAUAUCCACGCCUACGUGUCUGGGGAUAUCAUCGAGUGCAUGGCCUCCUCGGACAACGUCGUGCGAGCUGGCUUCACCCCGAAGUUCAAGGAUGUCCCCACCCUGACCAAGAUGCUGACUUACUCGUACGCCCCCAUUGAAGAGCAGAAGCUGCGGCCUGUGGACUACCCGUAUGUCAUCUUGAACGCGACGGCGUACUCAAGCGCCUCCUCAGCUAUGCUCUACGAUCCCCCAAUUGAGGAGUUCAGCGUCGUCAAGACCGAUCUGAACCGGAUAGGCGCCAAGGCGACCUUCGACCCGCUCGCCGGUCCUAGCAUCUUGAUUUGCACCCGCGGCAAGGGCAAGAUCACCGUUGGCAACAAGACUGAGGAAGUGCGCGAGGGAUACGUCUUCUUCAUUGGUGCUACGGCCGAGUGUAUCAUCGAGAAUACCGGCAGUGGAGAGGGAGAGGACGAUGUCUUCACGACGUACAAGGCGUUCUGUGAGCUGACCGGUAAGGAGGACAUGGUCAAUGGACACUAG
Messenger RNA from Penicillium cinerascens, 1386 nucleotides. It is a transcript of the gene pmi1, whose product is annotated as mannose-6-phosphate isomerase pmi1. The coding region runs from base 1 to 1386 and encodes 461 amino acids. NCBI's taxonomy places the organism in Eukaryota, Fungi, Ascomycota, Eurotiomycetes, Eurotiales, Aspergillaceae. Gene Ontology annotation, biological process: carbohydrate metabolic process; GDP-mannose biosynthetic process. Gene Ontology annotation, molecular function: zinc ion binding; mannose-6-phosphate isomerase activity. The transcript is spliced from 5 exons. Gene Ontology annotation, cellular component: cytosol. The record is from RefSeq and is a predicted model, not a curated record.